Messenger RNA from Stylonychia lemnae, 1305 nucleotides. The record is from the annotation of a GenBank genome assembly. NCBI's taxonomy places the organism in Eukaryota, Ciliophora, Spirotrichea, Sporadotrichida, Oxytrichidae.
AUGGCGCCAUCAAAAGGAAUCAAACCUGGCUUGAAUAAAAGAAGUACCUCAGGACCAACAAAAGAACGUAGAAAUACUAGACUAAAAGAACAGUAAAUGAGAGAAGAAGAAGCUAGAAGGGCUUUACAUGAGAAAAAGAGAGUGUAUUUCGAUAGAAAUUAGGUUAAUAUUCACUCGGUUAUGUAUGAUGAUAACGCAGAAGAAUUCAAAGAUAUGAAAGAGGUUGUAGAAACUGAUGUGAAAUCUCCGAAUUUAAAGAGGAGGGCAACUAUUUAAAACUUCGCUUAGAUGUUUGAAGUUGGAAACAGGAAAUUGGAACAUGAUGAUUUUGAGCAGAGAUAACUGACUCUUUAAUAAGUUGAGGAGAAAAAAAAGAAAAACCUAGAGUGGAGAGCAUAAUAUCAUGAGCUUGAGGAGACAGUGGAGAAAUAAAAAGCAAGAAAGAGAGAAAAAAGUGAGUCAAGAAAAAUAUAGGGAGAUUUAAUUAGAGUAGUUCACACUGAAGAGAAUGAAAGUCAAAUUCAACCUAGGUUGAAAGAAUCAUUUUGGGAAAAAAUUGGAUUUAAAAAUAAAGCCAAGGAGGAUUAGAAUUUAACUGAAGCUCGAGACAAAAUAGACAAAGUUUAUAAAAAACUUAGAGACACUGCCAGAUUCAAUUACUAAAUAAAGAAAGAUCUUGAUGAUAGGAGAUAAUAAGUCAAGGCUCAAGCUAAACUUAAGAAGUAACUUUAAGAUGAACUCACAAAGCAAGAGCAAUUAUUAGUGAAUGCUAAUGAUGCUAUUGAGUUAGCUUUAAAAGACUAGGAUUAGUAAAAUCUUUCAAAUAAAAUGCUGGUAUCAUUAAAAGAAAAAAUAUUAAAAGAGAGUUAAACUUCAUAGAUAUCUACUCAUAAUAGGCUCUAGUAACAGCAUGAAUCAGCUUAAGCAAGUCUUGAAGAUUAAGAAGGCAAAUACUGGAGGAUUAAGCAUUCUUUUGAUAGAGAAAGAGAGAGGAACAUCAAUUACUUACAUUCAAAGGACGAAAGCAUGCUACUCUAAGAGGAAGAAAAUCAAAUCGAUCAAUAAUUAGCUAUGAGUAAGCCAUUAGUGACUGAAAUUAUGGAGUAUUUCAAUGCGAAAGAGAGUGAAAGCUAGGAGGAUGAGAAAAUUGAGGAGUGGGUCGAAGCUCUUUAAAUGGCAAUAGAAGAGUGUUUAAAUGCUGAGCAGAAAUUCCAAAAGGCAGCAUACUAUGAUGCUUAAAAAUUCCUUCCAUUUGAGAGAACUUAGAGAAGUGCAUAUACCGAAAAGCAUAGAUUCAAUCAAUGA